Habropoda laboriosa is the source of this 663-nucleotide messenger RNA. RefSeq lists its product as uncharacterized. The transcript is spliced from 2 exons. Lineage: Eukaryota; Metazoa; Arthropoda; Insecta; Hymenoptera; Apidae. The record is from RefSeq and is a predicted model, not a curated record. Bases 1 to 663 code for a protein of 220 amino acids.
AUGCAAAUCGAUUUGGCCACGAAGCAUCUGAAAGGUCUUAACGUAUUCUUUGCGGAAUACAGAAAUGAAGGGUUUAGCAAAGCUAUGAUCGCAGUAAAUGAAGUUGCAAAGGAAAUGGACAUAACACCUGAUUUCAAAUCAUCAUGCAGGCGCAAAAAACGGAAAUUAUUCGAUUAUGAAGGACAGGAUGAAUCAUCGACGAUCAGAUUAGUAUCCUUUAAAAGUAGAUUCGAAUUAUAUGCAAAUCACCAAAAUAUUUUUGGUUUUCUAUACAUGAAUGAGAUUGGGAAUUUAGAUGAUGAAUAUUUAUUAAAGUGUUGUCAAGAUCUUCACUUACAUUUGAAAGGAGAUUUCGACGGAACUGAAAUGUUUGAAGAAAUUAAGAUGUUCCGGUCAAUAACGCAAACCUAUUAUUCGGUUUUAGAUUCGAUGAAUUACAUUGUAAAGAACAAUCUCUCGGAAGCAUAUCCAAAUUUAUUAAUCGCAUUACAAAUUAUGUUAACGACGCCAGUAACCGUGGCUUCAGCAGAACGCCCCGCCAAAUUUUUGAACCCGGCCCUGGGCAUGGUCUCAGAAUCUUUACUGCAAUCUUCAGAAGCGUGGUUUCCACCACAUUUAACACAUUUUGGAUUUUUAAAGCAAUUUCCAGAAGCGUGGCCGUAG